CGGCCAUAUUGGUGGUGGCAGGAAGUGCAUUUGACCUAUCUGCAAAUAUUGGCAAGGAGUCAGGAAUGAGUAUGACUGCAUACAAAGGUACGCCGAUAACCUGCCCUGCGGUGUUGAAUUUUACCAGGGAUUCUGCUAACUUCAAGACAUUAGGAUUGUAUAGGGAGAAAUGAACAAGGUGGUCUUUGGGAUGUGAUAUUAAAGGGUCAACUAGUCAAGGAGGUGGUUCAAUAUGUGAUCUACAACCCUCAUCAUGUGCUUCUCUGCAGUAAUCAGAACUCCUUGCUUCCAUCUCUUGGCUCUCUUCAUCAUUACUCUAUUUCUGGCCACUUUUUGUUUCCACGGCCUCCUGUAUUCCCCCUUGUUUUCUCGCAGACUCCACCUCCAGCAAUUAAGUCGGGAUUUCUUACAGCAAAACUUGAAGGAUGGGACUAAUGACCUGAAACAUUUUCAGCAGCUUGUUUCCCCAGGACCCUAUAACAUAUCACUCCCUUGUAACCACAGACCCCUGGAGAGCUUGAAGGCAACACAUGCAGGUACAAGCACACCCCUCAUCAUCACCAUCAUUACGACAAGACGCCGGCCUGAAUACCAUUACCUCCUGCAAGUUGCACAUGGAUUUCUUGAUCGACUAAAUGAAUGUGGAACGGACUGUUCAGAUUUUAAGCUUUUAGUCUGCAAUGUGGACCCUGUGCCCAAUGCACACACUGAUGCCUGUCUCCUCUCCCACUUCUUGCCAUCAGUGGCACGCUAUCUUGAUGAACACAUAGCUGAAGCCCCCAACCGUUUUGAGCAGGAGAAGCAAGAUUAUGCCUACUGCCUGGCUUGUUCUCUGGAGCUCUACACUCCAGAAUACGUGCUGCUGGUUGAGGAUGAUGCUGUCCCACUCAAAGAUAUUUUCAGUGCCUUCUUCCAUUUAGUCCAAGUGCGUUUCCCUACAGAACCUCUAGGGGGAGGCCUGUACACAAAAUUAUAUCAUCCAGAAAGAUUGCAGGGUUAUGUGAACCCAGAGCCUAUGCGGAUUUUGGAAUGGAUUGGCCUGGGCGGGGUUUCGGGUUUGGCUCUCACUUGGUUGUACACCAUUAUUUUUUACCGACCACGGUUUAGCUGGCCUAUGUUUGUUGUCUUGACUAUUUAUGUCAUGUUGCUGGCAGAGCUCACAGGUAGGCAUUACCUUCUGGAACUGCGCAGGGUGUCGCCUGCUCUUUACAACGUGGUGCCUGUCACAGAAUGCUGCACACCAGCCAUGCUGUUCUCUGAAACCUCUGCCCGGAGGACCUUGCAAUAUCUAGAGGAAUUUCAAUGUGCACCGGGUUAUGCCAAGGAUAUUGCCCUGUACAAAGAACUUAGGAAAAGGAAGGAGUGGGCAUGGGCACUGGAACCCAACCUGGUUAAACAUGUAGGAAUGUUUUCUUCUCUCAGAGGAUGGUAUGAAGGAGAAGAGCCUAUGCUGCUAUGAUUGCGAGGAAAUAAAUGUUUAUCCACUGCAAUCCUAAUAGAAACUGCACUACUAUUGAUUGGAGAGUCUACUUGCUACUCCCCCUCAGUAGCUUUAUUCAGCUAGGGCUGUAUCCAUUAAAGGGGUUCUCCAACAUUUGUGAAAAUUUGGUGGGGGACGAGAGGCUUGAUUAAAUUAUAAUUUAAAAAAAUUGCCUUUAAAUUCUACCAUGGCCAUAUGCUGUUAUCAUUCCUAUGACCAUUGCAGCCGAUCAUUGGCCUCAGCGUUCAUAUAUGCCAUUCAUGAACACAUGACUGCUGAGGCCAGUGAUUGGUUUCAGGAGUCAUGUGCUGCAGUUGAUGACAUCAAAUUCAUCGUUCCCAUUUUAAAGGGGUUUACCGGACCUGUAAAAGGAAGAUUACUUACCUGCUUCCCAGCGCUGUCAGUCAGUAAGUGGGACCGUCCAAAUGACUCCAAAGGGUUUAAUGAAUUACAAGUUUUGCCAAAUCUUUUCCCCUAAAACUACAUAUCAAUCUGCUCAGCUCCUCCUUCUCUAUAACUGCUGCCUGCAGACUGCAUUACAUUUUAGAGGGGCUUUCCACUUUAUCAUCUUUUUCACACUUACGUUGAAAACAGCAGUAAAGGGUAUUUUUCUUUAGAAUAUCAUCGUCGAUGUCCUCCUCUGAGAAGUGCUCUUCAUUGAAUUACAUCAUGGGAAACUAGCUUUUGAGCUUUGAGUCAUUGGAGACAUACUUGUUCCUAGAAGGGUUGCCACAUUUCCCCCCCAAAAAACAGUACUGGCAGGACAAAGGUUCUGUGAAAUUGGAGGUGUGCAUUUAUGCAGUGACUUUCCAUUCUAUAAUCUGCCGGCGUGUACAAUAGUAAGAGGGUUAAUGUUAGCAUAGUUGGUGGUCUUAGGGUCACAUAAUACGUCAUGGCUGUAUGCACUCCGCCUCCUGGUGCGGACCUGUUGACUUUUAUGGGUCUGCCAGAUGCAGCAGAAGAUGGGACAUGUUUUUUCGCGGCAUGGAGGCACAGACCCGGGAACACACGGAAGCCCUUCCAUGUGCUUCCCGGUCCGUGCCUCCACACCACAAAAAAUAGGACAUGUCCUACCUUUCACUGCAGAUGACAGACCCUUUCAAGUCCAUUGGUCCUGUAUGCAGAAUGCACACAGCCAGUGCCCGUGUUUUGUGGAUUUGCAGUUUGUGGACCACACAAGGGCCUGGCCUUCCAAUGGUCAUGUGAAUGCGGCCUUAUUUCAUGACAAAUGCCAUUGAAAAAGUCACUUUCCUGCCAUUUAUUUAACGGCGUUAUCCAAAGCUAAAUAACCCCUGCUACAAUGCCUGGGCCCGCAACAUUGUGCAUACUUACCAGCACCGGUGACCUGCCUCCUUGCAUCACAUGUGACGUAGCACAGGAUGCAAGGGGGCAGGCCACCGCCGCGGCCUGCUAUUGGCUGCACCCCCUUCAUUGAUGGAUGUUGGAUUCCUGCAGGCAGGGGAGACGCAAAGAUGGCCAUGGAGUGAUCGGGGGAGGAAAUCGGCAACCAGGUAAGCAUGCACAGUGUCUCGGGUCCGGGCAUUAUAGCAAGGUUUAAUGAGUCUUUGAUAACCUCUUUAACACUUCAACUAUUCCUUUUAGCCCUGUUACAUCUGUAUGUAUUAUAUGGGGUGGUCAGGCAGCAUGGCCCAACGCCUUAUUCUUACUACAAUAGGGGAACAGCCAAAGGCAGACGGGGACGAGCCUCCCUAGCUUGAUGCAACCGACUAAGAAUUUACUAUAUGAAAACGGGGCUUCAUAAACAUGUGGCAACGGUAGGACAUGUAUGUAUAUCACUCUAGUACUAUUACACUAAUGUCCCCAAUCCCGGACAACCCCUUUAAUAGCAUAUUAUAGUAAUGCAUUACUAAAAGCCUGGAAGAUAUAAUGUCAUAUCCUAAUUUCUAAUAAAAUAAAACCUAAAUUAUUAUUUUUGAAAA
This is a messenger RNA of Bufo gargarizans (Asiatic toad), 3420 nucleotides long. RefSeq names its product post-GPI attachment to proteins GalNAc transferase 4 (gene PGAP4). The record is from RefSeq and is a predicted model, not a curated record. Gene Ontology annotation, biological process: GPI anchor biosynthetic process. Gene Ontology annotation, molecular function: glycosyltransferase activity. The transcript is spliced from 2 exons. Gene Ontology annotation, cellular component: Golgi membrane. Bases 254 to 1459 code for a protein of 401 amino acids. Lineage: Eukaryota; Metazoa; Chordata; Amphibia; Anura; Bufonidae.